This is a messenger RNA of Helobdella robusta, 1311 nucleotides long. RefSeq lists its product as hypothetical. The record is from RefSeq and is a predicted model, not a curated record. The transcript has 5 exons. Lineage: Eukaryota; Metazoa; Annelida; Clitellata; Rhynchobdellida; Glossiphoniidae. Bases 1 to 1311 code for a protein of 436 amino acids.
AUGUUAGCGAGGAAGAAUGCCUUUGUUGACGUCAUCAAUGUUAUUGUUAAUGUUGAUGUCAUUGUUUCCGAUGAUAAAUUUGUUGUUACAAAUACACACAUGGAAGCGAUCAUUGAAACGACGAACUACUACCGGCUGCAAUGGAGAGUAUUCAAUUCAAUGAUGUGCCCUGUUUGCUCCAAUCACUACAAGAUCACACCAGACGGGAAACUUUGCCGUCAUGGUGGAAGGGUUAAAGGCCAGAAAUGCUCGGGUUCGAGGAAAAAGGUGGAUGCACCACAGGUUGUGACCGGUCCGCCUCACGUAGCCGCAUCUAGCGAUGGACUCAUAAUGGGUGCGUCCGUAUCAGUUUCGGAGAUUCCCACCAGUUUGGAUUACCCCCUUUUUUUUGACAGGAUGACGGCUGUUUUGAAACGCGUACCACUGCACGAUCACAUUCCAAAACCGUGUAGAGAAAAAUGUAGCAAAGCACUGCACGAGUUACUGACGACCGUUUGUUGUGACUCCGGCGAUCCCGCUCACUGGUGCAGACUUUUUUUGUUUUUUCCAUACGUCCUUCAAAAACCUGCCAGAGGGGGACGCCGGGUCAACCAAGGCAACCAGAUUAACAAGCGCCUGUCCGAAUACUCCACGAUUGAGGUUACGUCCCUGCUCUCGGGUUUUGAAAACCACAUCAACGCAAAUCCACGCGGCCACAACCCUGACCGGUUGAUAAAUGCGGUGUCUUCUUGCAUAGAGCAGGGAAACGUUUCAGCAGCCGUCAGACUUGUCUGCUCGCCCGAGGGCCUGGCAAGAAACACGCCUGAAACCUUAGAAAAACUACGCUACAUUAACCCAUCGUUGUUGGGCAGAUUUGAUGAUGUUUUGCGUACCGCCUUGUCAGCCAUUUGCAAUGAACCAUCUGGCAUUUCAGUGCAAGAUGGCAAGCGACCAGACGGUUGUACUCUUACUCCCUGGAGAGCUGGUAAAUGUUUGGCUUGGGAUGUUACGGUUCCUGGUACCUUGGCCGAGCGCUACGUUCACCUUACCAGCAAAGAAUGUGGUUUGGCUGCAAUCAGGGCAUCGGACAAAAAAAUUAAAAAAUAUGAACACGCCCUGCCUUCCUUAGAUUUUUUGCCAAUAUGUAUCGAGGUCCUUGGACCCAUGGACCCCAAUACUUCAAAAUUUAUUAAAACAUUGUGUAAAAUGAUUGGUAUUCGGUCAGGUGACAACAGAGAGUUCUUUUUUGCAAUAAACCACAUCUCGUGUUUGUUGCAGCGAUUUCUGCGUGUUUGUGUGUCGGAAAAUAUUAAUUUAAACGCCGACGUGUGA